Leucoraja erinaceus (little skate) is the source of this 2896-nucleotide messenger RNA. RefSeq names its product cytochrome P450 2D3-like. The coding region runs from base 206 to 1726 and encodes 506 amino acids. Gene Ontology annotation, molecular function: iron ion binding; heme binding; oxidoreductase activity, acting on paired donors, with incorporation or reduction of molecular oxygen, reduced flavin or flavoprotein as one donor, and incorporation of one atom of oxygen. The transcript has 9 exons. Gene Ontology annotation, cellular component: cytoplasm; intracellular membrane-bounded organelle. Gene Ontology annotation, biological process: arachidonate metabolic process; xenobiotic metabolic process. The record is from RefSeq and is a predicted model, not a curated record. NCBI's taxonomy places the organism in Eukaryota, Metazoa, Chordata, Chondrichthyes, Rajiformes, Rajidae.
GGGCUGUGAAGGGAAGGAGCAGGUUGUGUUUGAUCUGAUAUCUGCUCCAACACCCACCGCACACAACAGCCACAUCUGGACGUCAAUGUGCAAUGUCUGCGUGAGAGAGAAGGGGUCAGUGGGGGCGUCUCCCAGUGAAGUUUCCUGGCAUCCCCUCGCCUCUCUCCGCUCACAGUGAGUUUGCCGCUCGUUAUCUCCGGUGAACAUGGAGUUCUCGGCUCUCCCCGGGGUCGUGCUCAGGGUGUUUGGCGGGUUCCCGGCGCUGGCCGUGUUCUGCACCGUCUUUGCCCUGGCCUUUGACUUGAUGAAGAGGUGGAAGAAGUGUGGCAACUACCCUCCCGGGCCCCGGGCUCUGCCUUUCCUCGGCAACCUUCUACAAGUGAAUCUGCACACCCCGCACCUGUCAUUCACAAAGCUGCGUAAGAAGUACGGCGAUGUGAUGAGCUUAGACUUUGGGUGGACAAACGUGGUGGUGUUGAGCGGCUACAAGGCCCUGAAAGAGGCGCUGGUGAAGAAAUCAGAAGAUUUUGCGGGUCGACCAGACCUCCCAAUAUACGAAAAGAUCUUUAAGCAGAUUGGUGAAGGUAUUCCGCUCGCAAAGUAUGGUGACUGGUGGAAAGCGCAGAGAAGAUUUGCACUUUUGACGCUGAAAAAUUUUGGGCUCGGAAAGAAGUCUCUUGAAUUGCGAAUUGUGGAAGAAGCUGGAUUUUUAAACCAAGCAUUUGAAGGUGAACAAGGUGGCUCUAUUGAUCCUCACAUCCAUUUAACUUAUGCAACUUCAAAUAUUAUCUGUUCGAUUAUCUUUGGAGAUCGUUUUGAGUAUCAUGACGAAACGUUCCAUGAAUUUUUGGGCAUACUUGAUGAAGGCUUUGCAUUGCAAGGUGGAUUUUGGGCCCAGCUGAUAAAUGCCUUGCCUUUUGUUCGACACCUCCCGGGCCCACAACAGAAAAUAUAUGAAAACCAAAAGAAAGCCUCUCAGUUUAUACAAGAAAUAAUCACAAGGCACAAAGAUUCAUGGGAUCCAGAUGAUCCUAGGGACUUCAUUGAUGCUUUCUUUAUACAAAUGGAGAAGAUGAAACACACUCCCAACACAAGUUUCCAGGAGCCCACGCUGAUCGGGACAUUAUUGAGCCUUUUUGCUGCAGGUACAGAGACCACCUCCACCACCCUAAACUGGGCCUUGCUCUUCAUGGUGCUCCAUCCUGAUAUACAGUCCCAGGUCCAUGAGGAGAUUGACAGGGUCAUUGGGAACGGGAGGAAGCCAAAGCUGGAAGACCGUGAGGAAAUGCCAUUCACUAAUGCAGUUAUCCACGAAACCCAACGCUUAGGAAAUAUUGUUCCAAUUUCACUGCCUCAUCAAACAUACAGAGACACUGAGGUCAUGGGUUACACCAUUCCUAAGGGAACAAUGAUCUUUCCAAACAUUACCUCAGUCUUGUAUGAUGAAGACAUUUGGUUGACUCCACAUCAGUUUAAUCCGGGACACUUCCUGAAUUCGGACAGGAUGUUCAUGAAGCCAGAAGCUUUCAUCCCAUUCUCUGCAGGUCACCGUGUGUGUUUGGGGGAGCAGCUGGCAAAGACGGAGCUCUUCAUCUUCUUCACGUCCUUGCUCCAACACUUCACCUUCUCUCUCCCGGAAAACAAGCCGCGACCCAACUACAGGGAAGCUAGAUACCAAAUUACCCUCUGUCCACCCUGCUAUCAGCUGUGUGUUAAAACCAGAUGAGAUGAAAUGAGAAUAUCCUGGUUAUGUAAUAAUUGUAGUGUAAAAUAUCUUAUUAAGUAAAUGUUUAGCUUGACUUUUUUGGGUUCUGAAUAAACUGAAGUUUUAUAAUUCUGUACCAUAUUAGAGGAACUAUGGGGAUCAGGAAGCUAGAGGCCUGCAUACCAAGCUUUUAUAAUAGUGCUUCCUGUUAUGCCCAAGGAAAAGACGAUUAACUACAGUGGGAGAGGAUGUUGUUUUCUGUGGACUUGGAAAUUGGGUAAACAGAAACUUCCGUGGGUAACUGAUAAACAUCCUUAGUCAGAGAGUCAGAGUCAAUUUAAUUGUCAUUUGGACCCCUAGAGGUCCAAACGAAAUGCCGUUUCUGCAGCCAUACAUUACACACAAAUAGACCCAGACACAACAUAAUUACAUUUUACAUAAACAUCCAUCACAUAGCUGUGAUGGAAGGCCAAAAAAAACUUAUCUCUCCACUGCACUCUCCCCCCCCCCGAUGUCAGAGUCAAAGUCAAAGCCCCCGGCUGGCGAUGGCGAUUGUCCCGCGGCCAUUGAAGCCACGCCGGGUGGUGCGAGGUCGCACACCGGGUCUUGGUGUUGGAGCCCCCGGUGUGCGCUCGCAAAGUCCCGCGGCCGUUCCAGCCGCGCGGGGUGGUGUAGUGAGGCCCCGCUCCAGGAGCUCUUCAACCCCGCAACUCGGGCGGGAGAAUUCGCCGUUGCAGGAGCCCCGAAAAGCGGUCUCUCUCCAGGGAUCCGCGGGCUCCCGGCGCCGCUGUCCGCAAACCCGCAGCAGCAGCCUCCGACUCAGCAGCCUCCGACUCCGACUUACAUUGUUUAAGAAGGUACUGCAGAUGUUGGACCUGUUUCCUGUUAUGAAGAUGUUUUGUGACCAACCGUUUGUGAUCAAUAUAACCACAGUAUGACAAGUGUAUUGUAUUGUAACAAGUAUGCUUUGAAUGGGUUCAGCCUGAUUGAUUUGAGUAUUGUGUUGAAUGUCAUUAUUGCAACUCUGUAUAAGCAUGUGACCACGUUUCCAAAACACUAUAAAAUAUGCCGUAUGUCUUCAUUCAUUAGAGUGGUGGCUCAGGAGAAUCAAGUGUCUGUUGCAUACUUGACUCUGUAUCCCUGCCCAUCUCGCCGACUGAUGAUCAGUAAAGCUUGAGUUGGUUUACCUAA